CCACUAAAUUUCGCUUCUUCACUUCUUCUUCUCCUUCACCUACCGAAUCAGUUUCUCAUGCCGAUAUCCAAACUAGUCUCUGAUGAAGAUUUGAAAUUUCUGAUCGAGAAUUUGGAGGAAACAAAUGAUUCUACGGAGAUAUGGGAAAAUGUUAUUCACAAAAGCAACCAUCGCAUUUCAUACACUGCUAAACGCUGCAAACCCAAAGAUGGUGGUGGUCCUAUGAAGUACUUAAGUGUCACUGUCUUUGAGGAUUGCUCUGCGGAGAUUGUGAGGGACUUUUACAUGGACAAUGACUAUAGGAAACUAUGGGAUAAGACUGUGGUUGAGCAUGAGCAGUUGCAGGUUGACAGUAGUAGCGGAAUUGAGAUUGGUCGCACGGUUAAAAAGUUUCCCUUGUUGACAUCAAGAGAGUACGUACUAGCUUGGAGAUUGUGGCAAGGAAAGGACAAGUUUUACUGUUUCACAAAGGAAUGUGAUCACAAUAUGGUACCGCGACAGAGGAAGUAUGUACGUGUAAGCUAUUUUAGAUCUGGUUGGCGAAUCAGGCAAGUUCCCGGUCGAAAUGCUUGUGAGAUCAAAAUGUUUCACCAGGAGAAUGCUGGGUUAAAUGUUGAGAUGGCGAAGCUCGCCUUCUCAAAAGGCAUAUGGAGUUACGUUUGUAAGAUGGAAAACGCUCUUUGUAAAUACAUAGAAACCAGUCAUAGAACCCAAGGACCCAUUUUAUCUGCUGUCACCUUAAUGAAAAAGGUUCCAUCAGAGUUAGAAACUCAGACAGAUAAUGUCACAGCCUCCAUUGGAACAAGUAGUGGUGAAGGACUAUUGAGUCAUGUUGUAGCCAAACAGAAGAAAAAAUUGAGAAAGCCAUCUAAGAAACUGAUAGCAAAAGGUCUAGUACUUGUGGGCGGUGCGAUCUGCUUGUCCCGUGGUCACUCCGCCUUAGGUGCUAAAGUCGCAUUGGCUUACCUCUUGACGAAGCUGAACAAACGUGGAACUUCUCUGAAUCAGACCACCCAGAACACCAGCAUUUAAGUGAAAUUGCAUUUCGAUGUUGAUAUGAAUGUAAAAGCAUACAUUAUAAACAUACAAGCCUACGGUUAUCAUUCUUGUAAUUGUCUGUAAGGUCUUUAUCCUUUCUUUUCAAUUUGAGAGAUUAGAAAUGAUUAUACUUGGCCUUAUGUUUCAAACAUCUCUUUAAUCUUGGGGAAAGAUAGCUUAUUCUUACAGCAAGGCAUGGAGUUCCACAAAUACAUCAGACACAUUGCU
Molecule: messenger RNA, 1266 nt
Organism: Arabidopsis arenosa
Lineage: Eukaryota; Viridiplantae; Streptophyta; Magnoliopsida; Brassicales; Brassicaceae
Source: the annotation of a GenBank genome assembly